Equus quagga is the source of this 1662-nucleotide messenger RNA. RefSeq names its product NADH:ubiquinone oxidoreductase core subunit V1 (gene NDUFV1). Bases 197 to 1591 code for a protein of 464 amino acids. The transcript has 10 exons. Gene Ontology annotation, biological process: mitochondrial electron transport, NADH to ubiquinone. Gene Ontology annotation, molecular function: NAD binding; 4 iron, 4 sulfur cluster binding; FMN binding. NCBI's taxonomy places the organism in Eukaryota, Metazoa, Chordata, Mammalia, Perissodactyla, Equidae. The record is from RefSeq and is a predicted model, not a curated record.
UUCCGGCCUCUGCGCCCUCCUGGGAGGAGGCGGGGCCGAGGGCGGGGCGAGAGAGGCGCAGGGAAGCUUGGGCGCGCCGCCAGCGCCAAAGCGCGUGACGUUCUUCCUGUGCGCCGCCUAGCGUCUGAGUCGCGCCGGUUCUUGAGCAUCAGAGCCGUGAAGGUGACAGCGGGAGGUGACCGGGCUGGCCCCCGCGAUGCUGGCGGCACGACGGCUGCUCGGCGGGUCGCUCCCCGCGCGGGUGUCUGUGCGUUUCAGCAGCGACACGACAGCACCCAAGAAAACCUCAUUUGGCUCGCUGAAGGAUGAAGACCGCAUCUUCACCAACCUGUAUGGCCGCCAUGACUGGAGGCUGAAAGGUGCCCAGAGCCGAGGUGACUGGUACAAGACAAAGGAGAUCCUGUUGAAGGGGCCUGACUGGAUCCUGGGUGAGGUCAAGACGUCGGGCCUGCGGGGCCGUGGAGGCGCUGGCUUCCCCACUGGCCUCAAGUGGAGCUUCAUGAAUAAGCCCUCCGAUGGCAGGCCCAAGUAUCUGGUGGUGAACGCGGAUGAGGGGGAGCCGGGCACCUGCAAGGACCGGGAGAUCAUGCGCCACGAUCCCCACAAGCUGGUGGAAGGCUGCCUGGUUGGGGGUCGGGCCAUGGGCGCCCGUGCCGCCUACAUCUACAUCCGCGGGGAGUUCUACAAUGAGGCCUCCAAUCUGCAGGUGGCCAUCCGAGAGGCUUACGAGGCUGGUCUCAUUGGCAAGAACGCCUGCGGCUCCGGCUAUGAUUUUGAUGUGUUCGUGGUGCGCGGGGCCGGGGCCUACAUCUGCGGAGAGGAGACGGCGCUCAUCGAGUCCAUUGAGGGCAAGCAGGGCAAGCCCCGCCUGAAGCCACCCUUCCCUGCAGACGUGGGAGUGUUUGGCUGCCCCACAACUGUGGCCAAUGUGGAGACAGUGGCUGUGUCCCCCACCAUUUGCCGCCGCGGGGGUGCCUGGUUUGCCAGCUUUGGCCGCGAGCGCAACUCGGGCACCAAACUGUUCAACAUCUCUGGCCACGUCAACCACCCUUGCACUGUGGAGGAGGAGAUGUCUGUGCCGCUGAAGGAACUGAUUGAAAAGCAUGCCGGAGGUGUCACCGGUGGCUGGGACAACCUCCUUGCUGUGAUCCCUGGCGGCUCGUCCACCCCACUGAUCCCCAAGUCCGUGUGUGAGACAGUGCUGAUGGAUUUCGAUGCGCUGGUGCAGGCACAGAGCGGCCUCGGCACGGCUGCCGUGAUCGUCAUGGACCGCUCGACAGAUAUUGUGAAAGCCAUCGCCCGCCUCAUUGAGUUCUACAAGCACGAGAGCUGUGGCCAGUGCACCCCAUGCCGCGAGGGUGUGGACUGGAUGAACAAGGUGAUGGCCCGCUUUGUGAGGGGGGACGCCCGGCCAGCCGAGAUCGACUCCCUCUGGGAGAUCAGCAAGCAGAUAGAGGGCCACACCAUUUGUGCCCUGGGCGACGGGGCCGCCUGGCCCGUGCAGGGCCUGAUCCGUCACUUCCGGCCGGAACUCGAGGAGCGGAUGCAUCGGUUUGCCCAGCAGCACCAGGCCAGGCAAGCUGCCUCUUGAGCCCGCCACCCUGGGCUGGCAUCUGUCUGUCCAAGAGUUGGACAAUAAAGCAAAUGCUGCCUGCUCUUCCA